UAGCAAGUCCGGGAGCAUUAGCAGCUUCAGAACUUUCGCCCUUCAAAUGAUCAAGGCAUAUCCAGGUGUUUACAUGCGACAAGACGUUCCGUCAAAGCAACUCAUGCAUACGCCUAGCGUUGCAUCCGUAAGAGACGAGAGCCCUCUGACUUAGCAGAAAUACUUUGAUUCUAUCAUUCCCACGCCAUACAAACAGAGCUUGGAACUUUCACCUACAGCCAACAUGAGUAAUAUGGUACCAUCUCAACCGUCGUCACUGGCCAUUGCCAGCGGUAUUCUCUUCUUUGGAGCCUACGUCUUCUACAGGUGGCUUCUGCCCAAGCCGAUCACGGGCAUACCAUACAACACCAAGGCCACGAAAUCGAUAUUUGGUGACCUUCCAGACAUGCUGGAGCAUCUCAAGCACAGCAAGGCAGUGACCGAUUGGAUGGAGGGACAUAACCAUAGGCACAACUCCCCGAUCGUCCAAGUCUUCUUCUACUUGUUUCAAAAGCCAGUAGUCAUCAUCAACGAUUUCAAAGAGGCACAAGAUAUCCUGAUGCGUCGAGGCAAGGAGUUCGACAAGCCAGAUAUGAUCAGCGAUCUUCUCUACGGUCUCGCUCGUGAGCAUCAUUCAACGUUGAAGUCAAACGAUGAUCGGUUCAAGUCGCAGCGCAAAUGGCUGCAGGACCUCAUGUCGCAAUCGUUCCUCCAUGGUGUCACUGGUCCUCAUCUUCACAAGACUUUCAUGGAGUUGAUCCAACUAUGGCAGGAGAAGAUGAGGCUAUCUGGGCCGGAACACCAUCCCUUUCUGGUAAAGCCUGACAUCACUCACUCUGCGCUCGAAGCAAUCUGGGCAGCUAUGUUCGGUACUGGCGAGACGGCGACCAUCACGAUGAGACAGAUCGAUCUGCUGUCUUCGCUCAAACCAGAAUCUAUCCAAGUUCACCCCGAUGGUGCUCUGGACAUACCCGAAGCAGAUCGGGCGCCAACCUUUGAUGCCAUAUUGCGGCUCACCGACACGUUCGAAGGGGUACUGAAGUCACCAUUCCCUCGAAUCUAUGGAUGGUUUUUGCCAUACCGAUUUGCCAACCUGGUAAAGCUGAAGAACAACUUGAUCAUAGAUGAGAUCAGAAAGGCCGAGCGAAGGAUGCACGACAUCAAUGGCGAACAGGGCAAGGUAUUCAACGCUGUGGACCACAUGCUACACAGGGAGUCACAGCAGGCUGCAAAGGAAGGCAAGAAGCCUCAAUACUACUCCAAGCCCAUGAUUGCAGAGAUAUUCGGUCUUCUGGUCGCUGGACACGAUACGACCUCUACCACAUUGAUGUGGUCUCUAAAGUGGCUCGCUGGCCAUCCCACAGUCCAGUCCAAGCUCCGUACCGAACUCCGCGACGCCUACUCUGCAGCCUUCGCUGAAGGGCGCGUCCCUACUUCUCACGAGAUCACCACAACUCCUGUCCACUAUCUUGAUGCCUCAAUUGAAGAAUUAGUGCGUUGCAGUCAGACCGCUGCCAUCACAUCUCGGACAAGCACAACGAACGCCGUCGUCCUGGGUCACGUCAUCCCGAAAGGAACCAGAGUCAUAAUGCUAGGUCAAUCUGCAGGCAUACUGAAACCGUCACACAAUAUUCCAGAUUCGCUUCGCUCCCCUACCUACCACAGUGCUGGAGGUGGCAAGAUCGGCGCCUGGGACGAGACAUCAGCCGAGGAGAUGGCAGCUUUCAAACCCGACCGCUGGCUCAAAACUGAGGCUGAUGGUAGUAAAGUCUUUGAUGCAACGCUUGGUCCACAUCUGGGGUUUGGUGCGGGUCCACGCGGUUGCUUUGGACGCAAGCUAGCAUACCUUGAGCUGAGGUUAGCGAUAGUUCUGAUCUUAUGGCACUUUGAGCUGCAGAAGGUUCCCGACAACCUCGAUAGUUACGAGCCUAUCGAGCAGCUCACCCACAACCCGAUCCAGUGCUACGUUAGGCUCGCUCCGGCGCCAUAAAGAUUGCCUUUGGUCGGUUUUCAGGUGUGUUUGUAGAGAGGGUCUUGACUGUCUCGAGGUUGAUUAGAAUGAUGCAGGUCUCAUGUUAAGUUCUAG
Messenger RNA from Macroventuria anomochaeta, 2065 nucleotides. RefSeq names its product cytochrome P450. Bases 224 to 1969 code for a protein of 581 amino acids. Gene Ontology annotation, molecular function: monooxygenase activity; oxidoreductase activity, acting on paired donors, with incorporation or reduction of molecular oxygen; heme binding. The transcript is spliced from 5 exons. The record is from RefSeq and is a predicted model, not a curated record. Lineage: Eukaryota; Fungi; Ascomycota; Dothideomycetes; Pleosporales; Didymellaceae.